CGCGCUGGCAGUUGAUCGUCUCGGUAGUUCGUGAUUUCCCGCGUUCCAUUCGUCCGUUUAAACGGCUCUCCGUGAAUUCUCUCGUCCCGACCUUUCCGCUCCUUAACUGCCCUCCUCCUCCUCCUCUCUCGCUCUCCGCCUCGUCUUUCGCCGCGGGUCGGUCGCGAGUGAGAUCACGUGCACGCUGUUUUUGGGAUUUCGACGAGCCCGCGUACGUUAUUAGUGAGACGAAAGAUCAUUCGUGUUUAUCGGUGUGCUAUGGGGAUCUAGGAACGCCUGUAAGAAGCGAGACGCAUGACAGACGAUACCGGGCGGGCGUUAUCAGCAGGUGAGGGCUCAGUAGCUUUGGGCGACGCGAACGAGAGAUGUCGGGUGCCGCUGGCGCGGACAACCCGGCGUUCGCCGGCGAGAACGACUGCGGUACUAAGCUGGAGAACGGCGGCCAACAGCAAGUAACCUUGGACCAGGAGCGCAAGACCUCAACGGAGAAUGCGCCGACGGAGAACGGCCAUCAACGAUCCUAUGUCUCCCAGCACUACGUGGAGCCGGUCAAGCCGAGCUCAGAGCCGUGUUACAAGACGGAAACAAGAAUCGAGGUGCCAGCUGAUAACACGGAGAAGAGCUCGCCCGAGCCGAAGCUCAACGGCGUCCAUGGCAAUGGCAACAACAACGAUGCCAGCUUCCUCAACAACAGCGCCACGAGCGUGCAGGUCAACGAGUCCGGGAAGAAGGAGCAGAUCGAGGCCGUAAACCUGGAACUGGUCUCGAUGAGGCCGUACACAGGCAGCAAUAUCCAGACGAAAGGUCAGGAAGCCUGCGAGGUACCAGCUGAUCCUUACGAGGAGUACUUCGUGCCGGUUAACGAGCACCGAAAGUAUAUCAGGGGCGAGAAGCUUUACGUCACCAAGGACAAAAGAUCCCGGAACUCGUACUGGAGAAGAAUGGCCUGGGGAUGCGGACUGUUGGUCCUGCUGAUCGCCGUGAUCAUCGCCAUUUUGGCCGCAACUGGCGUAAUUCUAACGCAAGAGGCUACGGAACCCUUGGAGACCGUAACGCAAGAAAGUGAUGCUCAUCAGUUUAACGAUGUGAAGACCGCGGGGAGGCAAGAAUUCGUGAAGAAUCCGCCGACGAGUCCGCCGCCUUCGACUUCGAGCUUCUCGCCGUGGCCGACGACCAUCGAAACGGAGUAUCCAACUGUACCGAACGCUUUGGAUGGAAUUCUGCACAUCGAUAAUUUCCACUGGAACGAGGAGUUAAACGAUAGCAAGUCGCGAGUGUACAGACAAGUGAGCGACGAGAUAGAGCAGCAUCUGAAGGGCAUGCUGCAUCCGGCGAAAAGUGCGUCCGUGGUCAAAGUGUACGACAUUAACGAGGAUGGCGAAGUGAAGUUCCGAAUAAGUUACCCGCCUUUAGCCACUCCUCGAGAGGCCCAACAGAGUAUCGAAGAAGCAUUGCGGGAGAAUGGCAACAUGAUCGGACAGUUUCACUUAAGCAGGCUUCAGGUGAAAAAACUUCUUGAUCAAUGCGAAAGCGGCAGCAGCGAGUGCGCUGAAAGCUGCAAAUUCGACUACACCGCCGGUGCAUUCGCAUGCAUCUGCGGCCCCGGCAAGAUAUUAAGUCAGGACGGCAAGACUUGCGUGGACGAUAACGAUCUGAGUAACGUCGAGAUGGAUGAAGUGAUGCCACCACCAAGCACGGAAUCAACGAAUGAUUUCGUCCAGGGUAGAAGCAGAGGCCCCACCACGGAACAACUUGGACCGAGGUAUCCCGAUAAUUGGGAGAACACGGACUUCAAGACAAGAUUAACUGAGAUAGACGCGUCUACAUCGGAGCCCGCAACAACGAUCAAACACGUUCUCAAGGACGAUGAUCCCCACUGGCAUCACGAACAUAUGCAUCAUUCGAUGGAAACAAGCUCCAAUGCGACGCCUGCCGUUGAAGUAUCGUCUACUGCAGAGCCAACGAUACAGUCGUUUACCGUACCUGCAGUUGAACCAGAACCUACUACAGAGCCUUCCGCUGAACCAGAGCCUUCUGCUGAGCCAGAGCCCUCUGCUGAACCAGAGCCUUCUGUUGAGCCAGAGCCCUCUGCCGAACCAGAACCUGCCACAGAGCCUUCUGCUGAGCCAGAACCCUCCACUGAACCAAAACCUGCCACAGAAUCAGAGCCUUCAGCUGAACCAGAACCCUCUGCUGAGCCAAAGCCCUCCGCUGAACCAGAACCCUCUGCAGAACCAGAACCCUCUGCAGAACCAGAGCCCUCCGCAGAACCAGAGCCCUCCGCAGAACCAGAGCCCUCCGCAGAACCAGAGCCUUCCGCAGAACCAGAGCCCUCCGCUGAACCAGAGCCCUCUGCUGAACCAGAACCUGCCACAGAGCCCUCUGCUGAACCAGAGCCCUCCGCAGAACCAGAGCCCUCUGCUGAGCCAGAACCUGCCACAGAGCCUUCCGCUGAACCAGAGCCCUCUGCUGAACCAGAACCUGCCACAGAGCCUUCCGCUGAACCAGAGUCCUCUGCUGAAUCAGAAUCUUCUGUUGAACCCGUUGCAAAGCCGGAAUCCACUACUGAACCAGAAUCUACCACUGAGCCGGAACCCGCUAUUAAACCAGAGCCUACCGUCGAGCCAAAAGCAACUUCCGCAUCGGAGCUUGUUACGGAAUCCGAGCCUACUAUCGAGCCAGAACCCACUAGUGAGCCAGAGUCCACCGUGGUUCCCGAAUCGGAAGCCACUGCAAAGCCAGAAACUGCUCCAGAAAUUGGAUCAAUUGAUGAAAUGGAAUCUACCACUGACAAACAACCCACCGUGGAACCGUUGCCUGUCACAGAACCGGCAGCAACCUCAAACGAAGCCGACACUGUGGACAACGAUAUUAAGACGACAACGGAAUCGCUUCGUAUGACGACGAUGCAGUCGCAUUCGGAAUCAGACGCCGGAAUAUCCAAUCAGCCAGAUUCUACUGUUAAGUCUAUGUCUCACGAUAUACCGAAUACCUAUACCGAACAGCCUACACAAAUACCAAUCUUGGAUGACGCGAACGACUCGACCGUCACACCUGAUAACAAUCAAAUAGAUGACACGCCGUUACAAGUAAUACCUUUAACAUCCAAGAACGAGUCGACGAACGAUAAUGUUGAAACUAAAACGGAAUGGACGACGGUGGAAUAUUAUACCAAUAAGAACGAUGAAAUUACAACUACUGAAACGGGUUUCACCACCUUAAGUUACGAAGGUCAGAAACGGGAUAGCGACGGAAAUCUUACGUCAACCAGGUCUGACGAACAAUCGGGCGUGUACGCGGAACAAUCCACACAGAAACCUGGCCUUCAAGAGGAUAAAGAAUUAAUCUCCAGUACGGAAACGAAUCUUGAUACGAGUAUAAAUAACGUUCAGAACGAAAGAUCCUCGACCACUGAGUACAACUUAAUGACCGAACAUCAAUCGAGCACUACCUCGCACGUUUCUGAGCAGAUCAGUUCGACCACUUCGAUGCCAAUAGAAGAUAAGACGGAAUCGGUCGUUAAAUCGACACUCGGUGACAGAUAUUUCCACACGAUAGAAAUCAACGGCAUAGGUAACAAUAGCCCGGUAACAUUCGGCAGUCCAAAGGUGUACGAAACGACUGCGACACCGGAAACUACUCCCGUCGGCACGUCGAUCCCGCCGGAACACGUGUUCCAAUCCGCGUCGCAGCCCGAGUCCGACACGCAAGAUUCGAACGAAAAGAACGUCAUCGAGCACAUGCCGACGACGGUAUUCCCCAAGGUGCCGAAAAACUUCGCGCACAACGUGGAGCCGCUGGUGGAGCCUGUCGCAAAAUCGGCGGACGAGGAACACAUAAUGAUGAUACCACAGCAGCCCGAGCAGCCCACGACCGUUUCCCACGCUAUAAUCCCACAACUCAUUCCCGAGCAAAGCGUGCGAGACGCGAAUGCGUCGGUCGACACGGAGAAGAAGGCCAAUGAGAGUUUAGACACGAGUUCGAUCGAGCCGUCCACAGCACGCACCGACGAAAACAUCGUUUACACGGGUAACGGUGAAAACACGAUCCGCCCGGAGGACUCUCAGGAGCAUUCGACGAGCCACCCUCUCCAUCCGGCGGUGUUCCCGGAGAACUCGGUGGACCACUUCGCCGGGAAGCCCGACGCGGCUGACGAUCGACACGUCGAAGACAUGUCGCCGUUCCUGCCGGACGUUCACAGGGAGAAGGAGAGCGCAAAGAAGGCGCCACGGUUAGACAAGGACGAACAGAACGCUCCCAAUCCUUUCGAGACUCACGUCGCCGACGUGAUCACGCAUCGACCAUUGGCGCAGCACGAUAACGUGGACAUUGCAGAAGCGAACGAAACCGAGACCAAAGACUUGUUGAACGACGUCGGCUCGCAUUCGGCCAGCGACGAGGAGAAGACCGACGAGAGCCCGAAGACGAACGACGCUGCUGAGCCGCAUAACAGCGCUAACGAUACCAUCAAGAACGACUUGGACGCCGGCGAGCGGACGGUCGUCAACGACACGGAGUCCAAGAUCCGAGAAGUUCUGCAGCGAAACGAGAGCUCCGAGAAGUCGGACGACGCCGGCAGUUCGUCCGUGGAGAAUAACGAGGCGCUGAAAGUGAUACCCCUGUCUACGGAGAAUAAGGUGGCGGACGAGCUUCCUCAGGGCAAGAAGGACGAAUUGGCGGACGAAUCCGCUGAGGUUACUCCGGCUGCCGAAACGAAGGAAGCGGGUUCCGCGGAAAGUGGCAUGACUAGCUCGGAGAAACCGGAGGAGAACGCCGUGGAGGAUCAGUACAAUGACAUCACGGACGAGACUUUGUCGAAGGAAUACCGACACGACGGCGACAGCGCUAAGAAGAAUGUGAAGAUCGUGGAGCAAUCCAAGAAAGUUGUCUUGAACAAUGACAUCGAUCGGCUGGAAAUGCCCGACAAAGUGACCGCCUUCGACGACACCGCGAGGAAGAGAAACCAGACGGACGAGGAAGCGUCUCCUGGCACGACGCAAGGUCCGACGACCACGACGGAAAGCGUCUCGGAAAGGCCAGCGGAAGACGCCCGACUGACCACGCAGGAACCCGUGCUGCCGAUGGAGAUCCAGCAAGAUAUAUCGACGACGAUGGCAACCGACAAGGCUGAGACCACUGUUGUCAUCAACGUAGACAAGCCGGAGGAAAGUAACACGGAAACGCCGAAGGCUUCUCAAACCGAUGAAAAAGACGUUGUGCAGGUUACAACUCAGCCAACAGUAGAGACCAAGACCACAGCCCAGGUCCCGAUCUUGCCGGAAGAGCUGCAAACGACGGAGAGCGACGUGUUGACGACUACGUCAACGGCGAAGCCGAGCGAAGGGAAGGACGCGAAGGCUGACGAGAUGGAGUCGAAGGUGCAGACGGAGAUGGGACGCGAGACUGACGAGAAGGAGAACGCCGUGACUCACAACGUUGACAUGAACACUUCGUCGGAAAGGACCAUGGCGGCUACCAGGGUGUACGAGAACAACGUGAGCGCGGAGAGCGGCCGGAAGGUGGAACUAAACGAGGACGCCAACGAGCGGAGCAAGAUGACGACAGAGAAUUCGAUGGAGACCACUCUCGCGAUGUCCACGGAAAAGAGUGCGACGAGCGGCGUCGAGAAGACCACAUCGAUGUCCAACGAUGUCACCACCACGGAGGAUGUGAGACCGGUGACGGAGGUGUUGCUGGACGACACGCAGCCCAUGAUCGAGUUCGAUUACAGAACGCUGUUCUCCCUGACGACACCGAGGCCGGUCGCGGACGUCUCGGACGAUCUGGCGGACGAGGGUCUCAGGGUGAUACCGUUGGAUCGGAGCCACGAGAGCAAGAAGAAACCGGUCGACAAGAAGGGCUUCUACAAGUACAAGAAGGAGAAGGACCUGAGCUUGGAGGAGCACGAGGAGGAAAACGUGUUGACGGAGAACCCCGAGCCGACGACUUUCUCGCAGACGGAGCCGCCGAAAGUGACGAUCGGUGCUUACGAGGAGCUGAGCGACAGCGCAGUCAGCUCCGACUUGGACCCAAGCGUGCCCAGGUACAUCUUAGCCGACAAAGAGGGCAACAUCUUACCGAUAUCGAAGUCAAGGGGCCCGGAGGCGGUCUACGAGGUCGGCCACGUCGGGAGCAAGAAACCACUCGCGGAAAUGAAGCCCAAGAAUUACCCCAGCUUCAUACCCGUAUCGGAGGACAUAAUAGAGCCGGUGCCGGUCACGGAACCCUACAUGGUAAUGCGGAAUAAUUACACGUAUCAUCGAGCGGCGAUGGCCACCUUCGGAACGGAGAGCGCAGUUGCGCAAAGCGGGACGGCGGCCGAAGGUCGUCGCGCGACGGCCGACGACCCAGAAACCGACCUCCUCCGAGCCGCCGACGCGAAAGUGAACGAAACCGCCGGGCGACCUGUCGCCUUCUCCCCGGAUCGACCGUCGCCGAACGAUGCAAUCGGGGCGACGGAAGUGGAUCGCGUUGCGAAAGACCCGUCGUUCGUGCGAACCGCGCCGCCGGGGGACGCGAGCAGCGACACUUCCCCACCUGCCUCGCUGUCCGGUACGCUCUACUCCAAGUGCACCACCGGCCAAUUCCAAUGCGUAAACGGCACGUCGCGAGACGGCGCGUACUGCGUCGCAUUGUCCGCGAAAUGCGACUCCGAGACCGACUGCUCCGACGGCUCGGACGAGCUGAACUGCCAGGAGGACGGCUGUCCGGGCAACUUCCAGUGCGCCAGCGGGCAAUGCCUGAGGCGGUAUCUUGUGUGCAACAAGAUCCUGGACUGCGACGACGGCAGCGACGAGCGCGGCUGCGACCAGUGGAAGUGCCAGCACGACGAGUUCACCUGUCCCAGCGGGAGAUGCAUUCCGGCGCUGUGGCAAUGCGACGGUCGACCCGACUGCGAAGGCCACCAGGACGAAUACAAUUGCGCCGUGAGCUGCGGUAAUAACGAGUAUCUCUGCCCGACGGAGAAGUGGUGCAUCCCGCAGACGUGGCACUGCAACGGAGUGGCAGAGUGCAUCAACGGGGAGGACGAGAAGCUGUGCGAUUGUGCCUUGGAUCAGUUCAAGUGCCACACCGGUGGAUGCGUUCCUCUGACUCAAGUAUGCGACGGCAUCGAGAACUGUCCGGAUCACUCGGACGAGUGGGGCUGUCUCAUCGCCAAUAUCACCGCCGAGAUGAACCUAACCGACUCUGACACCGAUGCUGGAGGCGAUAAAGUGGAUGUAUUAAUCGACGGUGCGUCACUGUUGAAGAUAAGACAAUACGACGGCGAAGAUCGACUAGUCUGUUCAGACGGAUGGAGCGAGGAAUUCAGCGAUUCCUACUGUCAAGCUUUGGGAUUCGCCGGCGCCGAAACGACCGAAUUGUCCGCGUGGGAUAACAGCCAGAAGAUCUUAAGACUGAAGACGAACCCACACCCCCGCAGGCCGCUCGUUACGAAUUUAGAACGAGUGGAGUUUUGCGUGUCAGACAAAGUCGUGCGGAUUUCAUGUCAGGAGUUCUCCUGCGGCCUGCAUUAUGCGGAAGGUCCAACCGCGAGACUGGCCGGCGGGACACCAGCCAGCGAUGGACAAUGGUCCAGCGUGGCUUUGUUGAAGGAGCUCAAACACGGUGCCGCUUGUACAGCCAGCAUACUUGGUCCUAUGCACGCUUUAGCCAGCUAUUCUUGCAUUUACAGAUACAAGGAGAGAAGCGGAUGGGAACUGUUCGCCGGUGGAAAUAUGCUGAAGGUGUAUCACGUGAAAAAUAUCGUGCCCUAUCCGCAAGUCAAGUACAAUCAAUUCCUGUACAACAACGAUAUCGCCUUGAUCGAAUUAGAGGAACCGUUGGUAUUCUCUAGGAACGUCAGCGCCGUUUGCCUGCCCAGACAGCCCAUCCAGCCGAGGCAGAUUUGCGUAACCGCGGGAUGGGGAUUCCCUAUGAACGGCGAAAUAGAUCUGCAACAGUAUCUCAAAUUCUUGCCUAUUCCGACAUAUGAUCCUGAGAAAUGCAACGCCACGAGUCAUUAUGCAGGAUUCAUCACGGAACACGACAUAUGCGCUGGAUUCACCGAUACGGAUAAAGGCCCUUGUUAUAACGAUGAAGGAGCGCCUCUAAUGUGCGCCAGUGAGUCGCAGAAUGCGUCAGAACGAUGGGAAAUUCAAGGUUUGCUAAGCCACCACAGCAGAUGCUCAAGAGGUCAUCCAGCAAUCUACUCGAGCUUGGAACCAGCGCUUUCGUGGCUACGCGAAUCAGUGCCAGCUUUGCGAACGCAAAGCUAAAUCGUUAUUUUACCAAUUUUUUUCCGAAGUUCACGAAACAUUGACACUUAACCGACGGGAGACCAAAACAUUGUUGCCUUGGCCUGCGGCAGAUAGCUGAAAACGCGUACAAACUGAAACAUUUACUGAACAAAAUAUAUAGUUCUUGCAAUUAUAGAGAUGACAACUAUACAAGUUUUGCGUGUAGAAUUAAUGCAUAUAGUUUAAUGAACUUUUAUAGUUAUUACAAUUAAAUCUGAAUGGCAUACAGCAUAGUAAAAACUAUAGUUCUCGAUUAUUAUAGUUAACCAUUCAGACUUACUUGUGCUAACUAUAAGAUAAUUUAUUCAAUUACACACCUUAAUUUUUACAUACAAAACUGAUAUAGUUAUUAUAUAUGUUACUAUAUUUUCCCCAGAGUGUAGAGGUGCACGCUCAGAUAGACCUCUCUUAUAAAUGCAUGUCUUAUAUAUAUUUUAUAGAAUGUCGAUUUACAAUUCACAUAUUUUGUAAGAUUCAACAGAUGUUUUAUAUUCUUCUGUAAUAUUCGAAAUAUAUCUAAAAGGGGAAAAGUACACGUGAGUAAAACAUGAGUUUACGUGUCCGUCGGUUAAGUGUUAAAUAAGAGUAGCAUGUAUGAAAAGACCCUCUGACAUUCAAUCACACGAUAUGGUAAAGCAAUUAAGAGCGAAACGUUCAAUAAUUAUGUUAAGGUAUUGUUGAGAUAGUUUCAAAUAUUUUUAUUGAUUUUUAUCGAUUAACGCAACAACAGCAGCUUUUACUUGCCUUACCAUAUCGUAUGACUAGAGAGUUGUCAUUUUUACAAACAAGAAAAAGUAAUGAAAGAUUUGUCACAAGGAUUUGGUCUGGGAUCUCCUAACUUUCUUCGUAAAAUUAUACGAAAAUUAUACACACCCGCAUGUAUACACACACGCACAAUUAUUUCAAAUUUAGAUAUUCUUCCUUCAUGUUUCCCAAUUUAAAUGUUCCUAUUAUUAUCGCAAAAGAUAUCUUCUAAUAAUUCUCGAUCAUCAGUGCCGUUAUUAUAUAUGACAAAAUGGAAGUUGAACAUUGAAAUUUCGUAAAAAUCAAGAAUUGUGAAUAUUACGAACGGCAUGUG
This is a messenger RNA of Dinoponera quadriceps, 9357 nucleotides long. RefSeq names its product titin-like. Lineage: Eukaryota; Metazoa; Arthropoda; Insecta; Hymenoptera; Formicidae. The transcript is spliced from 10 exons. Gene Ontology annotation, molecular function: serine-type endopeptidase activity; protein binding. Bases 366 to 8258 code for a protein of 2630 amino acids. Gene Ontology annotation, cellular component: membrane. The record is from RefSeq and is a predicted model, not a curated record. Gene Ontology annotation, biological process: proteolysis.